Molecule: messenger RNA, 282 nt
Organism: Dentiscutata erythropus
Lineage: Eukaryota; Fungi; Glomeromycota; Glomeromycetes; Diversisporales; Gigasporaceae
Source: the annotation of a GenBank genome assembly
GGUUCAAUCGCAAAGUCAAUGAUAAAAAGAGUCAAAGCUACUGGUGGCAUUAUGACUCUCAAGGAUUUAGAAAAUUACCGUCUUCGUAAUGAAACGUUCGAUCCCGAUUAUUAUAAUCCUGUAUAUGAACCUAUAGAUGAUGGAACGUCACAUUUGUCUGUUGUUGAUGCAGAUGAUAUGGCUGCCUCUGUUACUUCUUCACCAGAUAUAUUUGAUUUGCCACCAUCUCCUUACAAUUUUAUUGAACCUGGAAAAAGACCACUUUCACCAAUGGCUCGAUAA